GGAGUAAGUAACUGAACGCCUCUAGUUGCAGAAUAAGGAAUCGCGUGUUCGUAAAUUACUCCGAACAAAGAAUUCAAUUUCGGUACAUUUGUUUUCAUCAUCAUCUCUGAAGAAUAAUUAAAUAGCGAAGAAUAUCAGAUACAACAGUUCCUCUCUUGCAAGUUAAUGAUCCAUCUGUGCAAAAUACAAUUUUAGGUUGCAAGAGUUUUGAUUGUUGUUGAGAUAAAGCUGUUUGUAAGAUGUUCGGAAAACAACAAAAAGUGAGAAGAUGUGUGGUUUGCAGAAGAGUUGCACCAAGACACGGAAUGUCGUUGUUUCGUUUUCCAACAAAUGAAAACAGGUGUAACCUUUGGAUUGAGGAAUUGAUUAAACGAAAUGAUUUACAAUAUCUUAAUUAUCUCUCGCCAAGAGAAUUAAAACUAAAGUGGGUGUGCGAAUAUCAUUUCGAAGAUAAUUGUUUUACAAGCAGUUACAGAAAUAGACUUACAAAUUUUGCAGUUCCAAGAUUAUUAGAUAGUAUAGAAGUAUAUGAAAAUCAGUCAAGCUUCAAUCCGUGUCCAUCUGCACAAGAGGAAAAUAAUGCAGAAACAGAAACACAAAUAAGUAACACACCUCCUUCACCACCCAAGGUUAAACCAAGAAGAAGAAAAAUAAAAAAUUUGAUGGUAACAGUUUCAAACUUAAAAAGACGUCUGAACAGUAGAACAGAUCAUUCAUAUCCAAUAAUGACUCUAAGUAAAAAGAUUGCCAAGAUGGAUGAAGAUUUGUCCGUUGAUUCGCAGGCUGAACAGGAAACCGAGAAUCCUAUUAAUGCUGAGAAUUCUUCCGACAUUACUCAGGUUGAAAUUUUAUCAGAAAAAGACAACCAGAAUGACGAGACAAAUAAGGCAGAAAGAAAUCAGUCCGUGACAGAUGCAGAAGUUAUGCUGUUAAUGAAACAACAACAACAAUUGAUCAAACAACAGGGACAAAUGUUGCAAGUUCUUCAGGAACUGAAAGACAUCCAGAAAGAAAUACUGGGAUUAAAACGAAAAAAUCACGAAUUAAAACUGACAAAAUUACGUAUAGCCGCGCAGCAGGCGGGUAUUAAAGUGAUAACAAAAGCAAAUAAAUGAAUAUUAUUGUGUACAUAUACAUAUAUUUUAAAAUUAACAACAAAAAAAUCAAUUUGCAAAUUUUAAUAAUUGUAAUAAUUAUAAUAAAAUCAUUGUUAAUUUAAUUAAUAUUCACGAC
Centruroides sculpturatus (bark scorpion) is the source of this 1233-nucleotide messenger RNA. RefSeq lists its product as uncharacterized. Gene Ontology annotation, molecular function: sequence-specific DNA binding. Bases 240 to 1115 code for a protein of 291 amino acids. The transcript has 10 exons. NCBI's taxonomy places the organism in Eukaryota, Metazoa, Arthropoda, Arachnida, Scorpiones, Buthidae. The record is from RefSeq and is a predicted model, not a curated record.